Molecule: messenger RNA, 3012 nt
Organism: Acanthoscelides obtectus
Lineage: Eukaryota; Metazoa; Arthropoda; Insecta; Coleoptera; Chrysomelidae
Source: the annotation of a GenBank genome assembly
GAUGAGAAUGAAACUCUAGUUCAGAUGUGCAAACUUGGAACAAUUUUUUGAACAAUCAAACAAGAAACAAGCAAUCAAAAAAUUGUUUUAUGAUUUCUUGACAGGUGCUCUUCAAACAACAUAAGCAGUGUAUAUCCAUAAAUAAGCAAAAUAAAACAAACAGGGGAAAAGCAGGAAUACGAAACUUAAAUGCAAUACUGAGACAAUUAUAAAAAAAAGCUAAUGUAACAAACGUUCAGUGAGUUUCCCAGGUCUUAUUUUAAUUUGAAGCCCCAUAAAAACUAUGUCUGACGAAGAAAAAGACAUGGAUGCAAACAUGAGCGAUGAGCAAGGAAAUUCUAAUACAGAAUCUAGCAGUGACGAUGAAGAUAAGGAACUUAUGGCAAAAGUAGAGGAGCUAGAGAAACAGAUAUCUGCUAACAAAUACCUCUACGAUGCUCACUUGGAAUUAGUUGAACUAUACAGAAAACUAGGAGAUCUCAAUUCUUUACGAGAGUCCUAUGAGAGGUUUCACGAAUGUUUUCCACUCACACCAAAGAUAUGGCUAGACUGGAUCAGAGAUGAAAUCAAAAUAGCUAGUAGUGAGGAGGAGAAAAAGAGGGUUUUCCAGAUUUUUGACAAAGCGGUUGAAGAUUAUUUGUCUGUAGAACUAUGGACGGAGUAUGCACAGUACUCUAUAGGCGUGAGCAAUCUAGAAACCACACGUUCGAUCAUUGAACGUGGUUUGACAUGCGCAGGUUUACAUGCUAGUGAGGGCCAUCUGUUAUGGGAUACUUUGAGGGAGUUAGAAAAUGCUCAUAUAUCAUUACAAGAAAAAGGCUCUGAGGCGUGGACUGCCCAAGUAAAACGCUUAGGUGACAUUUUUAAACGACAGCUGUCAGUUCCACUGAUGAAUAUAGAAAACACUUACGAAGAAUGGCAACAGUGGCACAAAACUUUACCAGAUAGUCUAUAUGACCCUAAGCCGGUAGAGUGGGGUUACAAAAAGGCGCGAAAAAUCUUGGGCGACUAUAAGCCCUUUGAGGAACGACUUUUGAUCGCGCAGACUGAGGAAUUUGACGUUAUCUAUCGAGAAUAUAUCAAGAUAGUAAAGGAUCCCUCAACAGUAAUUUGCUUGUACGAGCGUGCAGUGUUGCCGUUGUGCCUGUCGCCAAACAUAUGGGCGCAGUAUUGUGCUUAUGUCAUAAAGUUGGGUGAUGCGGCACUCAAAGUGAGUGACAGAGCUUUGCGGAACUGUCCUUGGAGUGAGGAGCUAUGGAUUUGGAAAUUGCGCGUUAUGGAGUGGUUACAGAGAGACAAUAAGGAGAGCCUAAUGAGCUAAUAGAUAAGGAGCUUAUUGCCAGCGAUGGUAAAGGAACUGAGUUGCUUUGAACAAGCUCUCCAAAGUCUUUCACCUAGCCCAUGCCUGGACUUGUGGCUAUCUUACCUGGAAUAUUCACGUAGAAACGAAAAAGAUGGCGCAAAGCUAGAGAAACUUUUCUCUGACGCUGUCGAGCGAUUGUGGGAGCACGACGCGCAACGUAAAAUAGCCAGAUUUUACGCUAGGCUCUUGGCUAAGAAAGAGAAUAUGCAAGCAGCUAGAAAGAUAUGGAGUGGCAUUCUGGGUGAUGCUACAAAUAAAGGUUCGGCAACGGCAUGGCUGGAAUUUGCGAAUUUGGAGCGGCAAUAUGGGGAAGUAAACCAAGUACGAUCUAUAUACAAAAGAGCUCUGAGUGCUUGUACAGAAUGGCAACAGGCUAUUGUGGACGAUUGGUUGAUGUUUGAACGUGAAAAUGGCACCUUGGAGGACGUUUUGAAAUGCGUAGAGACCUGUAAGAGUCUUGUAAAGGUAUAUGCCCAGACAUACUCGAAUCAGAAUAAUCAGAGUAAUGAUGAUACUCGUAUGGACACCAGCGAUGUCAAAAAAGGAACCAAACGAAAACAGCAUAGAGAAGAGUUAGGACAAAAGAAAAGAAUGAAACCAGACAAAACUCACGAAGACAAAUCACCUCAACAAAAAAGGUUAGAGAAGGAUCCCAAAACAACUGUUUUUGUCAGCAACUUGCACAGUAGUGUUAAAGAAAAGCAAUUGAAGGAGCUAUUCCCGAAUGCCACAGAAGUGGAGGUUGCAUAUGACAAGAAAGGACGGUCUAGAUGUUACGGGUACAUCAAAUUCGCCAAAGAAGAAGAGACGAUGACAGCCCUAGCGAGUGACAGAAUCCCAUUGGACGGCAGACCAGUGUUCAUAUCUGAACUGAAACCUGCUAAAAUGGAGCGAAAACCUGCCUUUAAGUAUUCCACGACGGUAGAAAACAACAAAUUGUUCGUGAAGGGACUGCCUGUGACGAAAACUAAGGAGGAAGUUGAGGAGCUGUUCAAACCCCACAAAGCGAUUGACGUGCGGGUGAUAUUGAAAAAAAGCGGACAGUCUAAAGGCCUCGCGUACGUCGAGUUCGCUAACGAAGCAGAUGCACAAAAGGCGUUGAAAGCUACUGAUGGAAUGAAGGUGGACGACCACGAAAUCAGCGUCGCAAUAAGCGCGCCCCCGCCCAAAAAAGAGAAGAAACCAGAGGUGCCAGAACCAUCCAGGCACGCGAGAAGCCGUCUGCAGGUCCCGUUGAUACCCAGAUCCCUCCAGGUGAAAAGCGCGACUGAAAAAUCUGGUUCCACCAAUGGAAACGCUGCUGUUAGCACUGCAGCACCAAAAUCGAACGCUGAUUUCAGAAAUAUGUUGUUGAAAAAAUAAUUAAAUGUUUUGUAAGUUGUAAAUUUUAAGUUUAUAUGUGGUUAGAUAUUGCAUAUACAUAUUAAAGAAAUGAAAGAUUGUAUAUAAAAUUGUUUAUUCGCUCAUAUAAAACAAAUUCGCCCAAAGGCUAUAUUGCGACACAAAUAACAAAUAGACAUAGAUUUUAGUCAGAAUUGUCCAAAAGACACUCCAAAAUAAUAUAACACUAAAUAAAAAUAAGAUCAAAAGAUCUAGAAUAAGAUUUUUCUUCGAGAAUAAAAUGUGAAAAAUUUUAAAGAAUAAUAAGC